GGCUCCUCAGAACUUCCGGGGCCGGCCCACUGCCUCUCCCCAAGGCCCGUCCCCCGCCUCUGGCCCUGCAGACAUACCUUCUCUCACCACCAUGGAGGUCGACCUGUCGGCAGCCCUGGAGUCCACCUCCAAGAAGGCCCAGGGGGCAGGCCAGGUGGGAGACCCCAAGCACGCCCCCGCCAAAGUUCAGGGAGCUGAUAACCUGAAGCACGGACAUGGCCGCGAGCACGGAAGCUCCUCAGAGUCCAGCAGCAGCUCCAGCGACUCAGAAAAUGAGGCGAAGCCCGGCGCUGCCGGCUCCGAGCUGCACAAAAGCGCCCCGGGCAAGGUCAAGAAGCCCAAGGUGAAAAAGGAGAAGAAGGGGAAGAAGGAGGAGGCUUCCCACUGACGGGCCUGGCCGGGGCUCAUUAAACCUUCUCUCGGCCUCCAGGUUGCCUUUUGUCCCCGCCCCGCCCUUCCCUAUCUCCCUUCCCGGUCCGGGCCU
This is a messenger RNA of Kogia breviceps (pygmy sperm whale), 484 nucleotides long. It is a transcript of the gene C18H19orf33, whose product is annotated as chromosome 18 C19orf33 homolog. Lineage: Eukaryota; Metazoa; Chordata; Mammalia; Artiodactyla; Physeteridae. The record is from RefSeq and is a predicted model, not a curated record. Gene Ontology annotation, cellular component: nucleus.